Phytophthora infestans T30-4 is the source of this 1296-nucleotide messenger RNA. Its product is annotated as sulfatase-like protein. The transcript has 3 exons. Lineage: Eukaryota; Oomycota; Peronosporomycetes; Peronosporales; Peronosporaceae. The coding region runs from base 1 to 1296 and encodes 431 amino acids. The record is from RefSeq and is a predicted model, not a curated record.
AUGGAAGCACGCCGUGGUGACGACCCUCCAAACGUUCUCCUCAUCGUAGUGGAGUCGUUCCGGUUCCACGAUUCGCGUUAUCUCGUCGGUGAUGACGACCCUUCCAACCUUUUCAAGGGGUCGAAUAUCACGAUAACACCCAAUUUUGACAAGUGGGCGAAACGUGGCGUUGCUUUGACCAAUUUUUGGUCCAGUUGGCGCACUAGCCGCUCAACGGGAGGGAAAGAGGACGUGGAGCUUGCUGGCCUGCCGCAGCUUUUCAAGGACAAAGGAUACGAGUCAUUCUUCACUACUGGAUGUCAGACGGAGUACGAUGACUGGAACUCGUUUCUACCGUCCCAUGGGUUUGACACCGUUUGGAGUCGCGACGAAAUGAUGAAAAUUGCCGAAAGGGAUCUGAAUAUUUCCUCUGAUGACUGGUACGGUGAGGCACAGCGAGGCCUUUACUGGGGCGUCCACGACGACUUGAGUUUCCAGAUUCUGGGUGAUCUACUCGUCAACAAGACACAAGAGCAGAGUGAGCGUGUGGCUCAGGGUGAGGACAAGAAACCUCUGUUUCUUACGCACUACACUAUAUCGAGCCACAUUCCGUUCCAAGAGCGCCCCAAAUGGUAUGCUGAAGCUGACAAACCGGACUUCUCUGCACUCUAUGCCGACGAAGAAUACACGUACCUUGUGAAAGAUUACCUCGAGAUGCGGUAUUUUACCGACAUGGAGCUUGGGAAAUUUAUGGAUCGCAUGGCUGAAGAAGGGAUUCUCAACGAUACCAUCGUUAUUAUCUCUGGAGAUCAUGGCCAAGCACCUGAAUACGGCUAUGACAAACCAGAAGUACGGGAUUUGUCAGCCACUCGAGUCGCAGGAGCUCUCGUCGCAGAAGGAAGACUCGGAGAAUUCGUCGGACUCAAGCUUGAAGACGCUGCCGAGCAGUAUGAUCUUUUAAAUACACUGGCUGACAUUACCGGUGUACCUGAGGGAGGAUUCUUGCAAGAUGGCGUUGGACGAUCGCUCAAGCGCAAGGUAGAAUUUGGAGAGCGUGUCGUGUUCAGCAACAAUCCGAGCCACAAAAUGUCGGUUGUAAGGGGCAACAAACGCCUGCAAUACGAUCGCCACUCGAACGAGGUUUUGCUUCAUGACGUGCACACUGACCACGACAUGACAAACCAUCAGUUUUCAGCUCUGAGCAGGGAGGAGCAAGAUAAAUGGCUCGCCUGGAGGAAGAAUGGUCGGUGGCUCAACUCAUACUUUGCGGCUCGAUGGGAUAACAAAUGUCUGCUAGCUGCAGAGUGCAGCAUGUAG